AUGAGCUCCAUCGUCGAUUAUUUUCUUCCGAGAUUGCCGGGUAUUAACGCUGGUUCCAACCACUACUUCGUAACGAAGCACUCCAUAUUCGAGGAGGCAGGAUGGGAUAUUCAUACUGGGGUAUCAUUUUGGCCCAGCCCAUCCACCUCCAUCGUUCUCGGUGACGCCGCUGCCAUCAAGGAGGUCGGAUCAUCGCGUGCGCGUUUUCCGAAACCUGUCCAGCAAUAUGCCUCUUUGGCACUAUAUGGCCCUAACAUCGUGGUUUCUGAGGGAGAACAAUGGAAGAGAUACAGGAAAAUAGUAGCUCCAGCCUUCUCUGAUCGCAAUAAUAAAAUGGUGUGGAAUGAAACAGCUCGGAUUGUUAAUGGCCUCUUUGAAACGGUCUGGGAUGGAAGAGACGUUGUCACAGUUGACCAUUGUCUUGAUAUUACACUCCCAAUUGCUUUAUUUGUCAUCGGUUCCGCAGGAUUCGGCAAGACUUUAGAUUGGAAAGAGGAAGCAGUUUUACCUCCUGGACACAAAAUUUCUUUCAAAGAAUCACUCCACACCGUCACCACUCGCAUCUUUCUCAGAUUGGUCUGCCCUGAUUGGAUGCUGAAUUUGACCGAGAGAGGACGGGAAACGCUGCAAGGUUUCAAUGAAUUGGGGGUUUAUAUGUCCGAGAUGGUCAAAGAGCGUUUGACCGCUGAGAAAGUGGAACGCCAUGAUCUUUUUAGCAGUCUUCUGGCUUCGAAUAACCAUGAAUUCGAUGCCUCGAUGCUCACCGAGGAAGAGCUUGUCGGUGUGUUAUCUUUUAAAAUGACUCUCGGGUACUCUGUCGUUUACACUAUCCCAGGGAAUAUUUUCAUUUUCUUGGUGGCUGGCCACGAGACAACUGCCCAUACAUUGUGCUUUGCCUUCGCACUGCUUGCCCUGUAUCAACAGGAACAGGAAACCCUAUAUCAACAUAUUAAAUCUGUUCUUCCCGGAGACAAGCAGCCAGAGUAUGAAGAUAUGUCGUUGCUGACCCAUUCUAUUGCCGUCUUCUACGAAACGAUGCGUCUUUUCCCUCCUGUGAUCGGCAUCCCCAAAUUCAGCGCUGAAGAUACUGUACUGGAGGCUGGGAAUAUAAACGGCGAAAAAAAGACUGUUGUUGUUCCCAAGGGAGCGCGUGUUAUUAUCAGCGCUCCAGGCGUACACUACAACCCACGUUAUUGGGAAGACCCGCACGAUUUCAAGCCAUCCCGCUUCCUCAAAGAUUGGCCACGCGAUGCUUUCGUACCCUUCAGUGUUGGUGCUCGUGCUUGCAUUGGCCGAAAGUUUUCUGAAACGGAAGGCAUCGCCGUCCUUACUAUCCUCAUUUCUAAGUAUAAAAUCACCGUUAAAGAAGAGCCGCAGUUUGCAGGAGAGACAUUUGAACAGAAAAAAGCAAGACUUUUGAAAUCGCGCCCGGGUAUAACUUUGACCCCCAUUCGUGUCCCUCUGGUUUUCACUCGUCGCACUUAG
Molecule: messenger RNA, 1485 nt
Organism: Laccaria bicolor S238N-H82
Lineage: Eukaryota; Fungi; Basidiomycota; Agaricomycetes; Agaricales; Hydnangiaceae
Exons: 16
Coding region: 1-1485 (494 amino acids)
Molecular function (GO): monooxygenase activity; heme binding; iron ion binding
Source: RefSeq, a predicted model, not a curated record